AGCAAUAAUUCCAAAUCCUCCCCUUUUACAAACUGCUUUUAAUGGUCACUCGUUAUCGUUGCUUCCGUUGUAGAGAGCAAGCAACUCACUCUCUCUCUCUCUCUCUCUCUUCUCCACCCUGCAAUUCUCUUCUAUCAAACUGCGCAUGUUGUAUCUCGGAAAGGGAUAAGCACAUUGCCUAGGUCUUGCAAUUAUUUUUCAUGGGUUGAGCUUAAGAGAUCAUGGAUAGCUUCACCACCGACGAAGAUUCUCAAUUUUUUGACGCGCUGGAGCACAUUGGUGAAGAGCCCAAAUUUCGGAAUCGGGAAUAUGAGGUGUGGAUUAAUGCUCCACAGAGUGUCGGUGAGCGCCGUGAGAAUUUUUUCAAACAGGUUGGGAUCAGCCUAGGUGAGAUUGAGAGUCAAGCUGUAGAUAAUUGUGUGAUGGGAGAUACUGGAAGAGUUUUGGAGGAUAGUGGAGCCGUGCUGAGAGCUUAUGGUAGUGAAGAUGAGUUCUCUUCGAGCCGUUCAUCUGUGUCGAGUUGGGACACGGAUGAUCUGGGAUUGUGUAGAAAUGGGGAUGGGAAUGCUAGUGGUGGAUGUGAGUUUGAGAAUGAGAGGAGGGGAGAUUCUCGAUUGAUGGGAUUGGAGUGGCUGCUCUCAUCUCCGGAAAUGGAUUCUUCAUCUCAAUUGCCUUCCACAGUUGAUGAAAUUGGGGACAGGGGAAAUGAGGCUAGUGUAAAUACACCAAAAUCAAGGAGUAAUUUGAAGAAGAGGUGGCUGCGUAGAUUGCGUUCGAUGACAUGUAUGAUGAGUGGGGGUACGAGAGAGGAGAGUGUUCGAUCUUGUGGCGUAAGCCAGAUGCAGGGGUCAAGGAUCUGGAGAGUUAGGGUUCGCCAUUGUCAGAGGAGAUUGAAGGAGCUUUCCGCCCUCUUUAGUGGGCAAGAAAUUCAAGCGCACAAGGGGCCGAUCACAGCUUUGAAAUUCAGCUUUGAUGGACAGUACCUUGCUAGUGCUGGUGAAGAUAAGAUUGUCAGAAUCUGGCAGGUGGUGGAGGAUGAGAGAUUGGAUACAGUUGACAUCCCGGAUGCAGAUCCAUCGUGUGUGUAUUUCUCCGUCAAUCAUCUAUCUGAAUUGGGGCCUUUGAUGGUGGAAAAGGAUAAAGUUAACAAGUCCAAGAGCCGGGGAAGAACACACGAAUCGGCUUGUAUAGUCUUCCCUUCAAAGGUCUUUCGAAUUUUUGAGAAGCCAUUGCACGUGUUCCAUGGGCACAGUGGGGAGAUCUUGGAUCUUUCAUGGUCAAAGGAUAAUUGUCUACUGUCGUCGUCUGUUGAUAAAACUGUUCGUCUCUGGCGGGUUGGAGUUGAUCAGUGCCUCAAGGUUUUCCAGCAUAGUGACUAUGUGACUUGCAUCCAAUUUAACCCUGUGAAUGAUGAUUACUUCAUCAGUGGUUCAAUAGAUGGGAAGGCCCGGAUUUGGUCGAUUGGUGGUUGUAAAGUUGUUGACUGGAUCGAAACAAGGGAGAUUAUCAGUGCAAUUUCUUACCGCCCCGAUAGCCAGGCUGGAAUUAUUGGUUCUAUUGCCGGAACAUGCCACUUUUUUCACUUAUCAGAUAAUCACUUCCAGUUGGGAGCUCAGAUGUGCUUAACGAGUAAGAAGAAGUCAGCUUGCAAAAGGAUAACUGGCUUUCAGUUCUUACCACAAGAUCCAAGCAAAAUAUUGGUCACAUCUGCUGAUUCAAAAGUUAGAAUUAUUGAUGGGGUGAAUGUGAUUGGGAAGUACAAAGGCCCUAGAAAUGCUGGAAACCAGAGCGCUGCUUCAUUUACUUUCGAUGGAAACCAUAUUGUCUCAGCAUCAGACGAUUCCAAUGUUUAUAUGUGGAACUACUCCGAUCAGGGGGACUCCUUGUCGCAAUCAAAACCAGUUAGGUCCUUUGAAUGCUUCUCCUCAGAUGCCUCUGUUGCCAUACCAUGGCCUGGCUUCAAAACCAGGAAGGCAGAGGAUCCGCAAGGCUUGAAAUCGAACCAACUGCAGACAAAUCCAUUGCCUUUCUCAUCCUCAUCCACUCUCUCUUUAGGGCAAGAGUAUUUCUUGGACGCCAGCUCAAAGGGAUCCGCAACUUGGCCAGAGGAAAAGCUUCCUGUCUCCAGCCCGCAAGCUGUGACAUCACCAAUCAGUAAAUCUCAGUACAAGCUCCUCAAGACAUGCUGCCAGAGCGCAUCGAGCUCUCAUGCAUGGGGGUUAGUGAUAGUCACCUCAGGGUGGGAUGGACGGAUCAGAUCAUUCCAUAAUUAUGGUUUGCCUGUGGCCCUUUAAGACAGGUAGGUCGUUGAGAGUGAUCGGGUGGGCUGGAAAUUGAUUGCACGAAGCCAUAUUUGGGCGUAUUGGGAGGACCCCCCCUAGCACGUCGGGGGAGGAGUAUUUGGGGAUGGCGAUCGAAUGGGGCAGGGGCAGUUGGCAAGGAGUGCAGGGGUAGGGGGUUGGUUGGGUGUACUUGUAUGAUUGGGCUGAAUUAUGAUGUUGGAUUGAUGAAAGUGUAAGUUGAUGGUGUGGCCCAGAGAUGGAAAUGGCAUCUUGUGUCAUGUGUUUUGUGGUGUGAAUAAUGAAUAAGAUUGAUUGACUUGUCCACUGUUGGGAUUCAUUCACAAGCCUUCGAUAAGAUUCAGGCAGAUGCAGAGGUGUUGCUCAAAUUUUGAGGAUGUGCAUAACUAUAGUCUAUAGAUAUGGAUAGGUUGGUUGUAUAGUAGUACUAGUAUUAUUAUUCCUUGUAUAUUUUACCCACACUUGUUCGAUUUCAACCCAUAUUAAUACAACUUUCCACAUUUGGGAUC
Molecule: messenger RNA, 2809 nt
Organism: Salvia hispanica
Lineage: Eukaryota; Viridiplantae; Streptophyta; Magnoliopsida; Lamiales; Lamiaceae
Molecular function (GO): protein binding
Source: RefSeq, a predicted model, not a curated record